Bradysia coprophila is the source of this 1012-nucleotide messenger RNA. RefSeq names its product exosome complex component Rrp4 (gene Rrp4). Gene Ontology annotation, molecular function: RNA binding. Gene Ontology annotation, biological process: TRAMP-dependent tRNA surveillance pathway; nuclear polyadenylation-dependent rRNA catabolic process; exonucleolytic trimming to generate mature 3'-end of 5.8S rRNA from tricistronic rRNA transcript (SSU-rRNA, 5.8S rRNA, LSU-rRNA). Gene Ontology annotation, cellular component: cytoplasmic exosome (RNase complex); nuclear exosome (RNase complex). The record is from RefSeq and is a predicted model, not a curated record. NCBI's taxonomy places the organism in Eukaryota, Metazoa, Arthropoda, Insecta, Diptera, Sciaridae.
AACAUAAUAUCUCUUCAAUAACAUAACCGCAACUUUGUCGUGUUUAUUUUUUGAGUUGUUUCCAUUCGGAUUUCGUUACCUCUUGUCAUAUUUUUGGACUUAACAGUCAACACCAUGACUUCAACCAUCAACAUACGACUUGCAUCCAACAGGGUGAAUACGUCUCUAAUGACGGAAGAUAAAAUUCCAAGAUUAUUUACACCAGGGGAGGUGAUCACAUCACAACAAAAUUUUAUGAGGGGUCAUGGAACGUAUGGCGACGACGAUAACAUAAAAGCAUCGUUGGCUGGUUGCUUGGAACAGGUGAAUAAAUUGAUUUCCAUAAAGCCACUGAAGAGCCGGUAUGUGGGUGAAGUGGGUGACGUUGUUGUGGCUAGGAUAAUUGAUGUGCAACAAAAACGCUGGAAAGUAGACACCAACUCUCGCUUGGACUCGGUGUUGUUAUUGUCAUCAGUUAAUUUGCCAGGAGGUGAGCUGAGGAGACGAUCCGUUGAGGAUGAACACAUGAUGAGAAAAUAUUUACAAGAAGGUGAUCUGAUCUCAGCCGAAGUUCAGAGCAUAUACGAUGACGGUAGCGUCUCACUUCAUACACGAAGUUUGAAAUAUGGAAAAUUGUCACAAGGAAUCUUGGUCAAAGUAUUCCCAUCACUGGUCAAACGACGCAAAACCCAUUUUCACAAUUUAACCUGCGGAGCGUCGGUUAUUCUCGGUAACAACGGUUUCAUAUGGAUAUCACCGACCGUGAACAGUGAAGUGGAAGGCGAUGGUGGCUUUACACAGAAUUUGACCGAACCAGUUUCGCAAACGGAACGUCAGGUCAUUGUACGAUUGAGAAACUGCAUUUUGGCGCUGGCAAAUUGUAAAAUGAUGCUGUACGAUACGAGCAUAUUGUACGCCUACGAGGAGUCCAUGAAAUAUGAAGUGAAUGAAUUGUUACAUCAGGAGGCAAUUUUCGAUGUUGCUUUCUUAACGCAACAUCGUUUACGAUUACAUGAUGAAUGAGUGGAUAUGA